GCAAAGACUUCACGUGUCAAAAAAUGAGAAACGUUGCAGUCCGCACGCAGACAGGUACUAUUUAAGGGUUAUUUACAAGCAGAGGGUGGAAAGUGUGAUCCGCCAAUAAAGUAAAGAAGAAGAAGAAGAGGGUGGAAAGACUCCGAGCUUACACCAUAACACAAGUUUAACACCUCUGCACGUGCGUGGUUGUGACCUAGCGACAUUCGAGCACGUGUAUAAUUUAACCAAAACGAAAGGCUCAUUCCUCUUGUCACCUGCAGUGGGAGGGGCCGGCAGAGGUAGCUGAGCUGUGAUUGGCUGAGCAGGGAGGAGGCUUCUGUGACAUUGUGAUGCUGUGCAGAUGCUCGGCAGCAGCGGUAGUCUAGAAAGACAGGCUAGCGGCAUCCUCUCUCUCUCUCUCUCCCUCUUUCUCUCCCUCCCCCCUCUAUUUCAUCUCUCUCUUUUUCUCUCUCCUUUCCCUUCACACACAGGCACGCACACACACGCGUACUCCGUCACACUGCAGCAGAAGGCAGAGAAAACACCGUAAAGCUGUAAGGUAGGAUCAGGCCUCUCUUCUUCCCAUCUUGCUCCUCAUCUCUCCUGUGGAAGACAGCCCAUCUAUCUCCUCCGCCACCUUUUGCUCUCCUUCAAGGACUACCGCACCCAGGAGCAUCUACCGUCUGUACGCUUGGAAAGGACUGCAGCACGACCGAUCUACAGAUCACUCAUACACCACAUCGAACGACCAUCCUUCUUUUUUUCUUCUGCAUUUCUUGUUGCCAGGCAGUGUUGGCUUGACUAAGCAUCAGACCAUAAGGACGCGUGCUUAAACGCAUGUGCAUGCGUGCGUACAUGACACGGUCCUUUUCUCCAGCUGACUGAGCACACGCUCGAACGCCGGGAGUCUGUGUUUUUACACCCCAGCUGUCAUUUUCUCCUCUCAGUUUCCCCGCCAUCAUUCAGAUCCUCGUCGCUUGCAUCUUCUCUUCCUCCUGACAAAGGUGGACAGUAUCCCAAGAUGCCGUGCGGCAGGCCACUUUGCUAGGCCGCAGCAGCAUGGGCAAAGUACCGGGGGGGUGGGACAGUACGGAUUGGAAGGCUCUGCUCCAGACGGGCGCGCUUACGCACUCCGCCGCUUCAGAUGGGUGAGGACGGCGAGAGCCCCAAACUCAAUCACAGCUUCCUCCGAGACUAUGUCACAGAAGCUGAUGUCAUUUCUACAGUGGAGUUUAACCAGACGGGGGAUCUGCUGGCUACGGGGGAUAAGGGGGGAAGAGUGGUCAUCUUCCAGAGAGAGACGGAGUCUAAAAGUGAAUCUGAGGACCUGGGUGAAUCGGGCGAAUACAACGUCUACAGUACGUUCCAGAGUCACGAACCAGACUUUGACUAUCUGAAGAGUUUAGAAAUUGAAGAGAAGAUCAACAAGAUCCGAUGGCUGCCACAUCAAAACGCUGCUCAUUUUCUUCUCUCAACCAAUGAUAAAACAAUAAAGCUAUGGAAGGUGAGCGAGAGAGACAAGCGGCCAGAGGGCUACAAUCUGAAGGACGAAGAAGGACGAAUAAAGGACAUCUCCACCGUCACCUCAUUACGGGUGCCAGUCCUAAAGCCCACUGACCUGAUGGUCGAGGUGAGACCCAGGAGAAUAUUUGCCAACGGCCACACCUACCACGUUAAUUCCAUCUCAGUCAACAGCGACGGCGAGACGUAUCUGUCUGCAGAUGAUCUCAGGAUCAACAUGUGGCACCUGGAUAUCACAGAUCGAAGUUUCAACAUUGUGGACAUUAAGCCAGCCAAUAUGGAGGACCUGACUGAGGUGAUAACAGCAGCAGAGUUUCACCCGCAUCACUGCCACCUCUUCGUGUACAGCAGCAGUAAGGGGACACUACGCCUGUGUGACAUGAGAGAGUCUGCACUCUGUGACAAGCACUCCAAAAUCUUUGAGGAGCCAGAGGACCCAGGCAAUCGCUCUUUCUUCUCCGAGAUCAUCUCAUCGGUUUCUGAUGUUAAGUUCAGUCACAGUGGACGAUAUCUACUAACUAGAGACUACUUGACUGUCAAGGUGUGGGACCUUAACAUGGAGAAGGGCCCGGUGGAGACCUACCAGGUUCACGAGUACCUAAGGAGUAAACUGUGCUCGCUGUAUGAAAACGAUUGCAUUUUUGACAAGUUUGAGUGCGUCUGGAACAGCACAGACAGUGUAAUCAUGACAGGAGCGUACAAUAGUUUUUUCCGGAUGUUUGAUCGUGAAACUGGUCGUGGCGUGACCCUGGAGGCGUGGCGCGAGAGCAGUAAACCGCGAGCCGUGCUGCGGACUCGCCGCGUUUACACCGGCGGGCGGCGACGUCGGGGGGAUGUGGGCGUGGACAGUCUGGACUUCACUAAAAAGAUUCUGCACAUGGCCUGGCACCCGGAGGAAAACAUCAUCGCCAUUGCAGCCACUAACAACCUCUACAUCUUUCAGGACAGGGUCAAUGCAGAAAACCUGUGACAGAAGACAUAAUGGGGUCGUAACAGGGCCACAAACAUGCAUUCAAAACCACAAUACACACAUUUAUGCACUCAAAUGUAUCAUUCAUUACACACAUCAUUGGCCCUGUGAGGAUGGACUGAGUUACCAGACCCCUUUUCAGAUUUACUGCGGUUAUUCUUUUCCAUCAGAAAAGAAACGUUUAUGUAUAGCCAAUGACUUUAUUUAACAACUUUACGGUAAAUUACGCCGCUAAGAAUGUUGCGAGCAAAAUUACUGUACAGUAUGGACUCCUUUGAUAUGUGAUGGAUGGUGUUGUCAGCCAAUCCCAGAAUGUGCUGAUCUGUGACUGACAGCUAACAGGGAUAAGGGGUGGCACCACUGGGCAGAAGACCAGGAAUGAGCUCUGGUUCUCCUUGCCAGGUUACCAUGGAUAUAGUUUACUCGGUUGUCAUGGUAACAAGGGUGCUCCGAGCAGUCUUCCUAUCACAUGCUUCCCAAAAACCUAUCCCACAAUGCAUCUGCUACACGAGCACUCACAUUUUUCUUCACGUUGAAAUUAAUUGAUCCUUUGUGGUGACGUGGAUGCCUAUUAUUCCCAUCGGGAACUUUAAAUUCCAGCGCUUGUUACAUAGAUCUGACGGAAACACUACUUCAUCCGAUCACUGUCUUAACUGGGUUACACCUCACGAUGGAUUACAUUUACACCUGUGUGGUAAGAUGAAAUUGACCAAUGUCUAAAUCGUAAGAAGUGAAUUGUGGCUAAUGUUUUUUUUAUGUUUUGGAAAAGAUAGAGAAGUGUAUACUGAAGCAGGUCACACUUGCACAUUAACACAGUAAAGCACUGAUAUUUUAUGAUUGUACCCCAAAAUAUUAUCAGCGUUGCCAGGUCAGCCGCCUUUCGGACGAGUUCUGAAUUGGUCUAUUUUUAAACUGUUUCUGCAGGUUGAUGUUUUUUGCAAGUUAUAGAUGAAAGGAUUUUGUUCAUUAGUUGUUGGUAUUUGGGCUCUGAAUAGUCAUUGGGCUGCUUUUAGACAAAUUUUGAAUGGAUAUUGGGCUGGUUUUGAUACGUGGAUCUGGCAACCCUGAAUACUGUUGAAGUAACACUGUGUCCUAACCAGACAUAUGUCGUGGUAUAAUCCCAGCGAUACGCCAUUAGUCUGUCUCGGGUGUGCUUCAUACAUCUUGAAAAGUGAAGCUGCUGGCUCUUUGGUCGCGCCCUGGUGGCUGGCUGCAAGUCAUAAACCCCGCCCUCUCCAUGCAAACGAAUGGGACUCGGUCAAAGAAAUUACACUUCCAAUAAAAUUUUCUGAAAGAUGGUUUUGGUCCUUUAAGGUAGUUGUUCAUUUUUGUGAUAAGUCUUAGCUAGUAAUUUGAUGCUAUAGAAAUGGGGCGUGUCGUUAUGAUUGACAUUUGUGAUUGACAGCUUCUCUGAGCGGACCCUUGGAGCUUCGAGGGAAGAUUGAAGAUAUAACAAACUAUUAAUUUUCAAUUUAUUUUACACGGACAAAAUGAGUUGUAUUUAACUUACCUUUUUUAGCAAGACAGUCAAAUGAGACGUUCAAGGGGCGUGGUUGAAUUGGGUGCACAAGCGUUUUGGCGGAAAUUUGAUACAGCGGCUCCACCUCUGGGGACCAUGGACGAUUUCUUCUGCGUAUGUCCUGGCUCAUGUCAGCGGCCAUCGUCAGACAUUUUAUGUUCAGUUCAUUACAAUGUAAGGAAGGGGCGUUGCGUCGUCCAUCUUUUUUUACAGUCUGUGGUCUGUCCACACUAAACGCAAAUUAGGGGCGUGGCACAACACAAUCAAUCACAAAAAAUAUACAAUAGCAAAGAUUCUGUGAUCU
Messenger RNA from Misgurnus anguillicaudatus (oriental weatherfish), 4296 nucleotides. It is a transcript of the gene ppp2r2ca, whose product is annotated as protein phosphatase 2, regulatory subunit B, gamma a. Gene Ontology annotation, molecular function: protein phosphatase regulator activity; protein binding. NCBI's taxonomy places the organism in Eukaryota, Metazoa, Chordata, Actinopteri, Cypriniformes, Cobitidae. Gene Ontology annotation, cellular component: protein phosphatase type 2A complex. The record is from RefSeq and is a predicted model, not a curated record.